GUGAAUCGAACAUACAGCAAUCCGCAUUGAAAACGUUGUAUUUGUGGUGCGCACUGUUUCUUUGCAUCUUGUGAAAAUUUUAAAAUAUCGUACAUAGAAGUACUCUGCUGGACUUGUAACCUGUGUAAUUUUCGUGUAAUGCAUUGAAAUAUAAUAGCGGAGUGAGUAACUCUUUGCGUACAUUGUAUUUUAUCGUGGAAAUUGAAAACCGCAUACAAGUGAAUAAGCAAACAGGAGUAGACAAAGAUGGCGGCCAAAACAAGCAUUAUCGAUGAAAGUGCCGAUGAUGGUGUACCGGCUGAUUUCUGGAAUGAGGUUCUUGAUAGCUUCGACGUUAUGGACGAAUUGCAGGAAGGAAGUGAAGAAGCGAAGAAAGCUGCCGAAGAACUGGCUCGGAAGAAAAAGGAGGACGAUCUUGAAAAGGUGAGAAAAUUUAACGAGGCUUGGAAUAUUGCUCCUGCACCUGAAGAGACGAGAAUUAUAGUGGAAAAAAGAGAUGAGCCAGAACCAGAUCCGGUGCCGGCAACAAAACCCGAAGAAGUAUCGGAAUCAUUGAGGGCGAAGUCACCCGACUGUGCUAUUAUUCCUAUGGAAAGUGAAGUCAUAACUGUAGAGGAAGAUGCCAUUCAGGUUUCGGAAAAUUCAGUAGUUGUAAUUCCUGCUGAUGGUUUACCUAAGGAUCCACGUUUGAAGCGCUUGGAGGAAAAUAAUCGCAUUCAGAGUCCAUCCAGUCCCACUCAGGAAGCGAGAAAUAGUACCGUAGAACGUGAAUCUUCUCAAAGGUAUUUCCAGUUUGACCGAGAGAAAGAAGAACGCGAGGAACAGUUGCGCAAAGACCGGGAGGACUUUGAGAGGGCUAGGAGUAGGCUGAGAUCACGAAGUCCAGGGGUUUAUUUGCGUCGGUCGCACUCAGACGAUGAGGAAGACAUUGGACGACCAUCAUUCCGCUAUGCCCGUAGUCAAUCCAGAUACCGUUCAAGAAGCCGGGAACGAGAGAGCAGAAGAUCUAGAAGCCCUUGGAGAAGCCGCAGCAAACGUCGCAGUUCACGUAGUCGUGAUCGUGGCCGAAGUCGUCGCCGUUCCUCUUCUAGGUCGCGAUCCAGCUCGCGUACACAUCGUAGAGCGGCAGAAACACCGACUGAAGGUCCUGCGGCCAUGAUGAAUCAAAUGACAGCGAUGAUGCAAAUGAUGACGGAUCCCAAAAUGAUGAUGACGAUGAACCCUAUGAUGGCAAUGAUGAUGCAAAUGAAUCCAAUGAUGGCAGCAGCAGCCGCAGCUGCUGCUGCUCAAAAACCCACAGAUCUUCAGAAUUCUGCGGGAGCGCAGCAGGACAAGAAAGAUGAUAUCACGGCACAACUAUUCUUAGAGAACAAGAUAAAUCUAUCCGACUAUUUGGCUUCGAAAAAUCCAAAUGAUGGCAGAAAGUCGUCUCGGGUUAAUCAGAAAGUGAUUCAGCACAUCAAAGAAGCCAUAUCUAUUCUAGACAAACAGGAAACAAAAGUACAAUCCGCACGAUUCCUGUACGUUGCUCCGACCUAUCACACAGAUCUGAAGAAAUUAGACAACCGUUCUCCGUUGAUAUGGAAUGAUCAGAAUGUUUUGUAUUCUUCCACUAGUAAGUCCAAGGAUGUAAGUCUUUGUGAACCUUUCCGCAACAUUAACCACAAAAUGAAACAGAUGAUCGAACGACUCGGUUUGGACGAGGGUAAUAUCUCUCAACGUCUAGCACAGCAUAUAAGUGCACAAACAAACAGUAAUUCGACUGCAGAUGUGGGAACGAUUCAAGCUAUUACUAUUGUUCCUGUUCGAGGCGGCGCAACUACGAAACGAAUUAUUGACCGUUCAAUACAGACGGAGGACUUAAAUUGUAUCGACUGCGUGCAACGACGUAGUAAAACUUACGUUUCCGUAAAUACCCAAACGGCUAGUCGAGCUCGUAUGAUUGAAAUUAGCGUUCAGACUGAUCGCGAUCGAGACAGUGAACUUAAUUCGAUGAACGAGCUGACUGUCAACCAGGUAAAGAUAAUAAACGAAAUCAUGAAGUACAUGAAGAAACGCCAUGUGUCAGGAACGAUGGCCAACCUAAGGAACAAUCUAGAGCGAGAUGUUCCAGAAUUGCGCAAUCAACAGUUAAACGCCGGUCUUCAUUACGUGUCGGAACUUAUGGAAAGAAAUGAACGAAAUGCUAACCGUUAUGCUGGUCCGAAUCCUAUGAAUCCAACUGCUCGUGAAUUGGCUGCUAGGCAGAUGCUACCAGCUAAUCGUGACAAAAGAGGCGCAGGUAAUCCAUUCCGGGAUCCGCACCGCGGGGUAAACUUUGAUGAAAUAAACAUGUUGACGUCGGUUGUGCCGGCCGGUUUUCGACAGUCACCACCGCGCAGAUCUGGCGGUGGAAAUCGCGGAAUGAAACGUCCGUGGCCGUGAAUCAGGAACAUUUGAGCUACUAUAAAUGAUUGGUUGAAAAUAAUCUUCGAUGUAAUUUGAUAAUCCUGUUUAUCUACUUGGAAAAAUGAUCAAAUACAGAUUUGCUAUGCGGCAGGAAAA
This is a messenger RNA of Topomyia yanbarensis, 2544 nucleotides long. RefSeq lists its product as uncharacterized. NCBI's taxonomy places the organism in Eukaryota, Metazoa, Arthropoda, Insecta, Diptera, Culicidae. The record is from RefSeq and is a predicted model, not a curated record. The transcript has 3 exons. Bases 247 to 2424 code for a protein of 725 amino acids.